Paramacrobiotus metropolitanus is the source of this 2021-nucleotide messenger RNA. RefSeq lists its product as uncharacterized. Lineage: Eukaryota; Metazoa; Tardigrada; Eutardigrada; Parachela; Macrobiotidae. The record is from RefSeq and is a predicted model, not a curated record. The transcript has 3 exons. Gene Ontology annotation, molecular function: oxidoreductase activity; FAD binding. Bases 123 to 1907 code for a protein of 594 amino acids.
UACACGGUUGUGAAAUUUGUACCGUGUUUAUCGAUCACAUCAACUACGACGACAAAAUUAACGCAUAGACCGUUUCACAAUCAUUUUAAAAGUGGUAGGAAAAAGAUCAGUGAGUCGGAAUAAUGGAACUCCGCAAAACAAUCUGGAUUAUUAUUGCUGCGGUUUUUGUCGGUAUUGUGGGAGGAAGCCCACGAUGUCGCUGUUUACCGGGACAUAAAUGUUGGCCAUCCGCGCAGGAAUGGGAAGAGUUCAAUGCCACAGUUAAGGGCCGGCUCAUCCUUCCGCGACCCACGGCGUAUCCAUGCUAUGCGGGUCCUGAUUUCAACGAGCCCGAUUGCCAGACCAUUCGCGUAAACUUCUCGCGUCCAUCAUUUCUCCUGGAUCGCGCAGGAAGUAUGCAGAAUUUUAACUGGGAAGAUCUGGAUGGAAAACGAUGCUCUUUGGAAGCCGCAGACAGUCCGGAUGCAGUGUGCGAAACCGGAAGCGUUUCCGUGUUCGGUGUCGCGGUUCACUCGGUUGCGGAUAUUCGGAAGACCGUGAGUUUUGCCCGUCGGCAUAAUUUACGUCUGGUGGUCAAAUCGACCGGUCACGAUUACCUGGGACGCAGUGCCGCACCGGGAUCGCUGCUUCUGCGGAUGCACACGUUGUCCGAUGUGGAGACCCGCACGUCAUUUUACCCCGAUGGCUGCUCAACGGAUCACGACGUAAACACGCCGGUGGUAAUAGUCUCCGGAGGGAAAACUUGGGACGACGUGUACAAAAAGGUGGAUGAAGACUUCAACAGCAACUACGUCGCCGUCGGUGGCAUCUGUCACGCCAUCAGCGCCGCGGGGGGCUACACCCUGGGUGGUGGGCAUAGCGUUCUUGGCCCCUCUUUCGGCUUAGCUGUCGACAACGUCCUGCAAAUCCAGCUGGUGACCGCCGACGGCAAAUUCGUAACGGCGAACCCCUGCCAAAACCAGGACCUGUUCUGGGCGUUGCGCGGUGGCGGUGGAGGGACCUUCGGGGUGGUUGUAUCCGUCGCCUACCAGCUGCAUCCAGUUCCUAAUGGUUUCACUGAUUUUGCUCUACAGAUAACUAAUACCAACAACUCUGGCGUGUUGACGCAGCAACAAGUGGAAGUUAUCCCGGAAGUGCUGGCGCGACGGUCACCGGAACUGGAUGAGAAGGAUUGGGGCGGUCUCUUCUACUACAACCCGGCGUAUGGAUUCAGUUUGAACUAUAUUACUCCUCAUAAAGUGUAUCGCUCACCGAUGGACGGUUUAAAAGACGAAUUAAUCGCGAUGCAGUCAACCUCCGGAUUUCUCGUUAGCACGUUCUCUGACCGACCAUUUUUGCAGCACUUCCGGAAAUUUCAAAACUGGCAUCGGUGGAUUGCGUCGGAUGUGUACGCCAUGCACUACAACGCCGGGACCCGGGUGGUCGGCGGAUCCCGCUUAAUCCCCAACGCCGCUUUAUCUGACCCGCGACAGGUCGCAAAGACCUUGGUCGCCGGGAUGCAGCGUAACGGUUUUGAGUGGGGCAUUCUCGGACACGCGGUCCUGGGCGACGGAGUACGAAACAACCCCGAAGCGAAUAUGACGUCGGUUACGCCGGCGUGGAGACAGGCUGCUUGGCACCCGGUCUUAUUUACGGUGUGGGAGCACAACGCCUCCCAGGAGACGGUGACGCGUUUGUUGGAUGCGUUGAAUGCCGGGACGGAGGUGUGGCGCCAGGCUUACCCGGAUUCCGGGGCGUAUUUUAAUGAAGCGUUUACGGAGGAACCGAGCUGGCAGGAAGCGUUCUGGGGCGCGAAUUAUGCACGGUUGUUGGAUGUGAAGAAGCGGGUGGAUCCUGAAGGAUUGUUCGUGUGCCGGCAGUGUGUGGGUAGUGAAAUGUGGGACCGGUCGGGGAAUUGUCGAGUGUAGGAGAACGAAGAAAACGUAAUCUUGGGACUGCCACAUGGCAAUAGUUGCCUUCGUCCGACACAAGGCCACUCACGGCACGCUAAUUAUAAAUUUCGGGAAUCAUUAAUAAAAAUA